Silurus meridionalis is the source of this 2240-nucleotide messenger RNA. It is a transcript of the gene shq1, whose product is annotated as SHQ1, H/ACA ribonucleoprotein assembly factor. Gene Ontology annotation, biological process: box H/ACA snoRNP assembly. Lineage: Eukaryota; Metazoa; Chordata; Actinopteri; Siluriformes; Siluridae. The record is from RefSeq and is a predicted model, not a curated record. Gene Ontology annotation, cellular component: cytoplasm; nucleoplasm. The coding region runs from base 214 to 2016 and encodes 600 amino acids. The transcript has 12 exons.
AACUAGUUGUCUUACCGAUGCACCCAAUACAAACCUCGCCUAAUUAUAAUCGUAUUUAUUUUUACAUGCGUUUCUAUUUGAUAUGUUACGGUAGCUCCAUUGACUGUGUGUUAAACAGGAACUCGGCCAUGUGUUCGUGUUAUUUUCUACGCUGGAGAGUUUUUGCCCUGGAUUUUAAGCCACUCAGAUGCUGAAUAGUCACAGACAAGCGACAUGAUAACACCAGCCUUCGAGCUGAGUCAAGACUCAGACUUCCUUACGCUGGUUAUCCGCGUUCCUUACACAAGGACAUCCGAGUUUGACGUCUACGUCGAAGGAGAGGACUUCAAAUUUUAUGCCAAGCCCUAUUUUCUCAGGUUGACACUGCCUGGACGAAUAAUCCAAGAUGGAAGGGAAAAGGCUUCUUUUGACAUUGAUAAAGGUCUCUUUACAAUGCGAGUCUUUAAGGAGACAGCAGGACAGCAUUUUGAUGGACUGCACAUGCUGACCAGUCUCUUGGCUCCCAAAGGCUCCAGAUCAGCACAACCUUUGGUGGAGGAAAUCGGAGCCUGCAGCACGAGCGAAGCAUGUCAGGAAGAUGAUGAUGAGGAUUUUGAUUGGCAGGUGGAACAGCAGCCGUACGUCGAGUCCUCAGAGGAAGACCUGAGAACAUUGCAGAAAUACGGCUUCGGAAACCUCAGGACUGGGGUUUUCUCUCGACUUCAGGAAGAGCUGUCCGAAGUGAUCGAUGUGGAAGACCCGGAAAACUCCACCCCUGCCAAGAGGAGAGCCGAUCGCUUGAAUUCAGAGACCACCAUAUUCUGUACUGAUCAUUAUCUGUGUGAUUUAUAUGAAGGUGAAGAGAUGAGGCAAGUUCAUCUCAGUUUUAAGCCGUGGUGGAGUGAGCUGAAGCCAGACCUGGAUGCUGAAACUAUUGUGAGUUUCACCGACGAAGAAAAAGAACAGAUGAGAAAGUUCACAAAUCGUUCCUUUGCGCUGGACAAGGCGAGCCGGUACCAUGUCUGGCUCAGUCUAGUGGACAUCAUCCUGGCUUACAUCUACGAUGUGCGCACUACAGAAGGAGAACACAACGUGGAGUCAGCAUGGACUAUCAGAAAAAUCAGUGGGACAUUAAGCUGGCUGGAGACGUAUCACACGCUACACGAGGUGCUAGUGUCGUUCGGCCGCAGGGUGCUGUGUUACCCGCUGUACCGCCACUUCUCUCUGAUCACGACAGCAAUGCAGGACGCCGCUCACAUUUUCCAGGGUGGUAAGGCCUUUGUCCUGAAAUGCCUGCUAGCCAUCCAUAAGAUCUUCAGAUCCAACGAGCCGGCUUACAUCCUUAACGACCUCUACAUCACAGACUACUGCGUUUGGAUCCAGCGGGUUAAGUCCAAGCACAUGGUGGCCCUGGCUGAAGCGUUACGCAAAGCUGAGCUGCACAAGAACGAUCUGGACCUGGAGCUGCAGAUUCUGGAGGAAGCCGCUGAGCUGGUGAUAGAAGAGGAACAGGAGGAGCAAAUAAAGAGUAGGAAGGAGGAGGAGGAGGGGGUGAACAAGCAUAUGAAAGAAUGUGAAGAGGAGGGUGAGUCUAACAGCAGCAGCGAAGAAGAAGAGGAAAACUCCAGCAGCAGUGGUGAUGAAGAAGACGAUCUUGAUAGCAGUGUUCCUAAGAGCGAAGAGGAGGAGCGAAAAAGAGUACCAGAUGAACCGUGGUCCCAGGAGCAUGAGCAUGGAGAAAACCUGAUCGAGCAGCUGGGAGAGAGGCUGGAGGAGGAGCUGAGGAUCAGAGAGGACGUGUCUGAAAUACCCAUUCCCUCCAGCAGCACAGAGAGAGAGCGUGAGGCAGAGGUGGAGGGAUUGAGAAAGACGGUUGAUUCCCAGCUCCCUGUCGCUCUGGAUGGAGUUCAAAUCCCAAAAGCAGCAAGCGACGCAGAGCACCGACAGCGUACCGUACGCAUCUUGAGCACCGAAGAACUGGACAGUGACGACGAGGACAUGCCGACAUCUUCACAGGGAUCUACCGAGCUGAAAUGAUCGUUAAUGGACUGUCAUUUGGUUUGUCUGUGUUGAGAAGUAUAUGUUUGAAUUGAAACAAUUCACACAUCUUUUCUUUUUCUUGAAGUGUAAAAUGGUUGAAAAAAUCAUUUUUGUACUCUGUAUCAAUCAUGUCUCGUAUGAAAGACUUCUUGCCCUGAUUUUGUUUGAUUGAAAUCCUCUAAUGUGUGUUAAAUUCAUUCAAUUACAUUCACCAGCUGUAA